Molecule: messenger RNA, 3112 nt
Organism: Thermothelomyces thermophilus ATCC 42464
Lineage: Eukaryota; Fungi; Ascomycota; Sordariomycetes; Sordariales; Chaetomiaceae
Exons: 2
Coding region: 723-2636 (637 amino acids)
Source: RefSeq, a predicted model, not a curated record
ACAAACUUCUCUAGCGUUGUUAUUGCGACCUCCCGUCCCGGGAUGCUGGCACUACACCGACACCUCGAGAAGCAUCCGGCCCUAAAUUUGCUUUUGUUGUUCUCUUUCUUCGCACAGCUGGGCCCUUCCCCCCCGCCUCAUUUGGUCCCAAGUAGGCGCCAGCAAGUCAUCAGCUUCACAAAAGAGCCUACCAGAAACCCGGGAAUUCGCCGAGUGUGAGAAGAAAAGGACCGGAAUUCCUCGUGGGGUCCCAGAAGUUGGUCGCCUCUUCGCGCCCUCGUCCUCCUCGACCUCAUUUUCUGUGCAUUGCCAAUAUCCUACGCUCUCUCACGUCUUCUGGUCGUGGGACCCGGACUGGACCUCUCGUUCUCGCCGUCGUGGAGUACUCAUUCAAACCUAGCGCCAAUUUCACCUUAUUAACUCUGCGUGACGGCACUGUAUCACCGGCAGCCAAACAAGUAUUCGAGGUUGGCUCUGCUGCUCCCGAUUCGGCCGACACACCGGUUCGAACAUCCUGCGCUGCGCGCGACAGAAAGGGCAAGUAGCGGCAUUUUCUUUUACCAAACAUUCGGCUUCCCAUAUCCAGAGUCGAAGAGACACCCUCUUCUUCGCCACGCUUGAGCUUCGAUAAGCAAGCGCCUGGCCAAGAAGGACAUCAACCCUACGUUUCUCAACCUCAUCCGCUUUUGGCCUUUGAAGUCGUCCAGCCUUCAACCUCCAUCAUGGCUACGGGAUAUGAAAAGUUCGAUAAGCAGCUUGACCGACUGGAAAAGCUGUUUUCCAGGAAGAAGAGAGCCGCAUACUCUCAUGACUCCGCUGCCACGGGGAUUAGACCGACGACACCAAUGCCCUUCCUGACGAACUCCAAUGCGACGACGGCCCAGGCAUUCCCGGUGCCACCAUAUCUCCGACCGACAUCCUCCCGGAUGAUGGCUAGGGAAGAGGUGCUCUUGCAACCCCUCUGGGCACGGCGGGCUAGGAGCCUUCCAGAGUCACCAAGCGCACCUCGUAUUAAAACCGCGGCAUUUAGCGGUCACAAUACAGACGAGAAAGGCCCCUCCAUUCCGGCUCGACACUCCUCGGGCUACCCUGGUAUAGCUCAGCGACCUUCGUCUCCCUACCCCGGCUCAAACGUUGAUGACCCGUCAACGAAGCUCUUGCAGUUCAGCUUCUCGACAGCCUCAAGAGAGUCGGAAUGCAACUCAUCGCCGCGGCGCUCCAGACCCAGUGUGAGGUCGCAUCGGUCCCCAUCGGUUUCAGUCUCUCCGAGGGCUCGACUCGACCGGAAGCGGUGCUCCACUGAAUUCCAACAACCAUUCCCUUCUCAAGGAAAUGAACGAGGCGUUCACGGAGAUUCGUCUCAAUCAGAGAAUCCGUCUGCUUUGCCGUCGUUGCAGCGAGAAGAGCGCUGUUCAGGAACGGCAUUGUCUGAACAUUCGUCGCCGUCCUUGUCGCCGAGUCUCCCUUCCAAAGACAAACCUAAGCUCGGGCGGUUGAACAGCAGGCAGUGCACAGUUUCACACCGACAAAGUAGCCUGUCGAUCUCUGGCACCACUAUCCGGCAGCUUAGUGAAGCCUUGCGCGAGUCGACCAGUCUCUCUCAGCUGUCCCGUGCGAGGGAUACAAACCCCAACCCGGACCCGAUACUCAAGGAACCCAGCGUCAAUGACUUUCUCUCCUUGAGCGAUGACGAUAUCGCAGACGAGCAUGCUGCCUCUCGGGUUCAACUAUCGGUGUCUGACCCACCGACCUUUCCACUGCCCCCAAAUCCAUCGCCUGCCUCGUCGCCCAUCCGGACGAGACCUGCUUUUCCGCUGCUCACGCUCUCUCCUCCGCUGGCCAGUCGGCCUGCCGCCGCCGCCGCCAUCGAGGCUGCCCGUAUCGCGGCAAAGUACAAGUUUGACCUUGUUUACGUCGUCAAUCUGUGGCCAAGCCACAUCAGCCGCUCCGGCUGUUCCUCCCCUUCCGGUCGAUCCUGCGGCACCCCUCACCCCGCGUCUCCCUCCAGAACUACUCCAUUCUCACCACCUGGCAGCCCCGAUCCUACCACGCCUCACCCCGCGUCUCCCUCCAGAACUACUCCAUUCUCACCACCUGGCAGCCCCGAUCCUACCACGCCAAGUUCCGACAGUGAUAUGACGGGGCGCCUGCUCGCCGCUUACGGCUUGUCUUCCAUCACGUGUCCCUUCCGCAUCUCUGCACCGGUUCACCAAAACGUGCUCCGCAGCCAAGGGUGGCUGGAAUACCGCAACGAGACGGGCGCCCGCGACGAGUUCGCUUGUGGCUACAGCUGUUCCUUCUACACGGGCUACAGCCCGGUCAGAGGCCACGGGAGCGACGCCGCCAGCUCAGAAGGCCAGUGCAAAUACCAAGAGCGCCAGAACCAGGACAAGCCCGCCAACCGCGGCAUCGUUUUCGCCGCGUUCCGGGUUCCGCGCGAGGACGGCAGCCCCGUGUUCAGCAACGCCACAGAGCUUGAGGCGCUCCACAAAGACGCCGAAGCUCUUGUCGACAUGCUGAUCAAUACCCGCACGGCCCGCUGGCGGCGACGUGCCCCAACUACGCCGUCGCGCUGGCGUGUCGCGGGCGGCAGUAGCCAGCCGCUGAAGCCUAGUGAGCCACCAGUUGCCAUCUAGGCUGCUAAGAUCGAGCGCCUCCUUGUCUCAAAGAUUUGGACGUACGGCGGCUGGAUAGUCAUGUCUUGCGGACCGGAGCCGGAAGCAUUUGAAUGCACGCGUGUUCUGCGAUCAUUGCCAAGCGCCACUUGAGGUCAUUCUCGAUCAAACUGGGACUAUUCGGAUUUCAACAUGAACCGGAACACCAAUCUUUAACCGCGGCGAGGGUGGGCGCAUAAUGGUGCCCAGCUAUGUCCUUGCCUUUUCUCUCUGUUUUUGGGUCAAGUGAUGGACCGGGAAAAUAAAAUAAAAAAAUAGGAUGACGGAUGCAGCAUCAGGGAGGGUUUCUACGUCAGUUGAGUACUCCGUACAGUACCUUAGAUGGCGAUGAGUUAUUGGCAAAUGGAGGGCAAAAAAAGGUCGCGGGAUAGAGUAAAAGUUUUCGUUCCAGAUACUUCUGCUCGUUGUCAUUCAAAAAUGAAUAUGACGGUUGAACU